AUGGCGACCAACCUUAAUUUCGAAGACUCGAUCCCGGGCGGCUUGGAAUGCACUUGGGAGGACAAAACUGGCACCCGGACGCUAUAUCCAUCGCUUUCUAACAACCCACGUACUCUCUAUCGCCUCAUUCCCGCUCAACAUAAGUUGCCGCCGCGGCGGUAUGUUGACAUCAAAGGGCUGAAGGACAAAGGCAAUGAUUCUAACGAUAAGGAAAAAAAUUUCAAUUUCAAGCUCGACUUGACAUCCACAUUACUACGCCUUGGUAAUGGUGAUAGUGGGUGGCAUGAACUGCAUAUUGUUCGCGAUGGGGACGGCGAAAAGGCUUUUCGUGGUGGGCCUAUUCCGUCUCUUGAAUGGGAGCAGCCUCUAAGCCAAGGAAAUCAUUAUCAAGCUGUAGCUUUAGAGGAAAACGAGGACUUGGAAGAUCAAACCCUCCUGGAUGCAGGUUUUGACGGCUCAAAUGAAGGGACUCCUAGUCUGAUGACCUGGUGCGAAAGAUUCUGUCACGACCCUGCUAGAGUGAAAUCAUCUACCUUCACCCGAGAGCUUUCAUCUCUGUAUAUGCGAUGGACUCCCCAGCUAUCGACGAGAGAGUAUCUCCGGUCCAAGAUUAUUUGCUUUCAGGGUCGAGUCUAA
Penicillium robsamsonii is the source of this 636-nucleotide messenger RNA. RefSeq lists its product as uncharacterized. The coding region runs from base 1 to 636 and encodes 211 amino acids. The record is from RefSeq and is a predicted model, not a curated record. Lineage: Eukaryota; Fungi; Ascomycota; Eurotiomycetes; Eurotiales; Aspergillaceae. The transcript is spliced from 2 exons.